AUGGAUACGGACACCGCAGCGGAGACAGACAUUGCAGCAGAGACAGACACCGCAGCAGAGACGAACACCGCAUGUGAGACGGGUAUGGCUGCAGAUAACUAUGUUGAGCAGCCACCUAUAGAAAAAGGUAGUCAGGUUAUAGAGGCUUGGGAAGACGGUUUGGGUGUGUAUAAGCUUCAGGAGUUUCCAAGUAAGAAAGCACUUCAAGAGGUGGUCGAUAGAACUGCAUUUGAUGAAUGCUUUCGUUAUGUUAUCAAAAAGUCGGACCGGAGACGAUUGGUGUUAAAAUGUUGUGAAGCAACCUGUAAGUGGAGUUUACGAGCUGCAAAGAUUUCAGAGACUGAAAUUUUUUCAGUUAGGAGGUACACGGGUGUGCAUACAUGCUCUCGGUCUAAUCAAAGUAAAAGCAGCAACAUCAAGAGGAAAGGCUCAGCAGAAUUAGUUGCAACUUUUCUGAAUGAGGAAUAUCCUGGAAAACUAAGUACUCAUGUUCCGAAAGAUAUCAUGGAUCUUAUAAAAUUAAAACUUGGUGUAACAACAUCCUACUCCACAGCCUUGAGAGGGAAAAAUCUAGCUAUUUCUGAGUUGCGUGGUGGUUCGGAAGAGAGCUACAAGAUGCUAUAUAGCUACUUGUAUAUGUUAGAGCAUGUCAAUCCGGGAACAAAAACAGGGGUGAAGUUGGAUGAGGCAAAUAAGUUCAAGUACCUUUUCGUAGCUCUGGGAGCUUGUAUUGAAGGUUUUGCAGCCAUGAGGAAGGUGAUAGUUGUCGAUGCCACAUUUCUGAAGAAUGGAUAUGGUGGUGUACUAGUAUUUGCUAAAGCUCAAGAUCCUAAUCGUCACCAUUAUCCGCUUGCGUUUGGUGUACUCGACGGUGAGAAUAAUGCUAGUUGGACAUGGUUUUUCGAGAUGCUCAAAACUGCUAUACCAGACUCUUCUGAAUUAAAUGUGAUAGGGCAUGCUUGUAACACAACCAAAGCGGUAGUCGCAUGGAGAUUUAUGGAGUUGGCUAGGUGUUACACGGUGGCUGAGUUCGAGUCUGCUUACGCAUCUUUUAAGGUGAGAUUUCCUCCAGCGUACAAGUAUUUGGAGGAGCAUAUGGAUAAACGUACAUGGGCUCGGGUUUAUUUCCCAGGUGUGAGAUACAACUUGGACACUAGCAACAGUGUGGAGUCAAUGAACAACGUCUUUAGGGACGCCAGGAGGUAUGCUUUAAUACCAUUGUUGGAUACAAUCAUCAAAAAGUUUUCAGACUGGUUCAAUGAACAUCGGAAGGACUCUGUGGUUGGGUCGAUUGAUACCAAACUGGUUCCUCUUGUCGAGAUUCACUUGCAUAACCUAUGA
Brassica napus (rape) is the source of this 1341-nucleotide messenger RNA. RefSeq lists its product as uncharacterized. NCBI's taxonomy places the organism in Eukaryota, Viridiplantae, Streptophyta, Magnoliopsida, Brassicales, Brassicaceae. The record is from RefSeq and is a predicted model, not a curated record. The transcript has 2 exons. Bases 1 to 1341 code for a protein of 446 amino acids.